Molecule: messenger RNA, 11592 nt
Organism: Closterium sp. NIES-65
Lineage: Eukaryota; Viridiplantae; Streptophyta; Zygnematophyceae; Desmidiales; Closteriaceae
Source: the annotation of a GenBank genome assembly
AUGAUCGUACCACGUCAACCCCGUGCCCCGACCGGUACACACCCCUUGCCCGGGUCCCCCCUUCACAGUCACACCCCCUGCCCCCUCAUGCCAUCCGCUCCCCCCGCCCCUACCCUCCGCGUGCCCGCUCCCUUGCCGCCUCUUUUGACCCUCCCUGCCCCCCUCGCCGUUUCCCACCGCCCGCCAUUCGCUCCUCCCCGCCCGUGCGCUCCCCUCGUUUACCUUCUCCUCCCCCCUCCCCUCCUCUGCUGCACGCCUCUUCCUUCCCCUCGCCGACCCACUCCACUCCCUGCCCCUCCUCAAUCCGCACCCUGCCCCUCGUAUCUCGCCCCCCUAUGCUUGGUUUCUCCCCUCCCUGCCCCUCGCCGCCUUUCUCCGCCCCCCACCUCCCCCCUCUCCCUGCCCCCCCACUCUCCCACCCUUGCCCUUGGCUUCCUACCUCCCUGCCCCACCUUUCCCCCCUCUGUGUGCUCAGCUUCUCCCCUCCCUGCCCCUCCCUCCUCCCCGCCCUGCCCCUCGUUUUCCGCCCCCCCACGCCCGGUUUCUCCCCUCCCCGCGCCUCCCUUUCUUUCUCCGUGCCUCUCCUCUGCUCCCUCCCUGCCCCCGCCUGCCCAUGCCCCUGUCUUUGGCUUCUCCCCUCCCUGCCCCACGUUUCUUCCCUCCCUGCCCACCCCCUCUGCCCCUCCCUUGUUUUCCCCUCACCCAUUGCUUCUCCCCUCCCUGCCCUUGAUUUCCCGCACCCCUGCCCUUGUUUCCUACCAUCCAUGCCCCUCGUUUCCCCCCCUUUGUACGUUCAGCCUCUUCCCUCCCUGCCCCUCCCUUCCUCCCCCCCUGCCCUUUGCUCUCCCCUCGUUACGCUCCCUUCUCCCCAUCCCUGCUGCCCUCUUACCACCAUCAGCCCAUCCCCACCACCAGCCCCCCUCCCACCCUUCUCUCCCCCCCUCCCUUUCCCUCUCUCUCUUUCUCACACACACACACGCACACUCCCCUCCCCCACCCCCCACCCACAUCCUCCCAUUCUGCCCCUCCCUGCCCCUUUCCCACCCCCUCGCACGCCCCUCACCUCCCACCUCCGUGCAACUGGUUUCCCCCCCCUAUGGUGCCUCCCUUGCAUCGCUCGCCCCUCUGCUCACCCUCUGCCCGCCCCUUUUCCGUGCCCUCAGCUGGCCCAGCCCCUGCCCGUUGCUGCCCCUCCCCUUGCCCCCUCAACUCCCCUGCCCCCCGUACACCCCAGUCCCAUCCAACCGCCCCCACCCUCCCCCGGCUGCCCGUUUCCGCUCUCCACCCCCGCGACCGUGUGCGGCUUCCAACCGCCCAACGGUGGUGCGCACGGGGCGUUUCUUCGCACGGGCAAGCCUCCCCGGGGGCCCCCCACCCCGCUGGGUCGUUCAUUACCGCCCCUCUCCCCUUAUCCCCCACCACGCCCCCAAGCAGGCCUUUCUCCCCCCAGCCUCCCGUCUCCCUGCCCUUAGUACCGCCGCGCUCUGCCCGUGCGUCACCCUUGCCCACUUCAUACCACCUCCCCCUUCUCCCCCCCCCCCCCGGCUUCUCCCUAUCAUCACCCGCAUGUUCCCCCACUCCCCUGUCCACAACGUCCCUCCACCCCCCUUCCUGCUUUCCCCACUCCCACUCUGCCCCCCACACCUCUACGAGCCGUACUUCCCCCUCCAGCCUCCCUUUCCCCCCCAGCUACUUCCGCAUCCAGCGUGGGCUGCACCUCUGCAUCCCGCCCUGCCAGGCCCUUCGGUGACCCAACUGCCGCCACCUGGCACCACGCCGCCUUUCCCACCCCCAUCCAAUCUCUACACCCCCUGCCCCUGCUCCCUGCGCAAUCCAGCCACCUACCCCAGCCUCCCUCUACCUCUCCCUAACUCCACACCGCCGUUCCUACCCCCAGCCAAGGUCUACACCCCUUGCUUUUGCUCCCUGGGCUGUGCCGUCCCCAACCUCCCUCCGCCUUUCCGCGGCACCAGACCGCCUCUCCCUCCCCCAGCCAACUUUUGCACCCCCUGUUCCUGCCCCUUGUGCCCUCCAACACCCUACCUCAACCCCCCCCAGUCUCCCCCUUCUCCAACACCCUCCAUAUUUCCUCCCCCCUGGGGCUCGCCCAUCCGCAGCUAUCACCCUUCAUCGAUUCCCCAAUUCCCUCUGUCCCCUGUUUCCCGGCCCCGCAUCCUAUCCUGCAUUUACCACAGCACCUCCUUUCGGUGCCCUCUCUGCCCUCCCACGUUCUCACCCCCCGCCUCCCAACCUUCUCAUUACCCGCUACCAGGCUCACGCCAACUCGACUACCCACUACCCUUUGCCCCUUCCUCUCUGUUCCCCACCCUUCCUUUCCCACCUGGCUCCACCUGCCCACCCCCACCUCCCGUGGAAUUCUGCCCUGCCCUCCCCACCUCUGGCCCACCACCUGUCCCCACACCCUGCUCACCCACCGCUACACCACCCCCGCCCCCCCACCUCCACUACAGCCCGCCAACACUUCCCCUCUCAAUCGGCCCCCAGCCCGCCCCCCCCUUGGGCCCCAAUCCCCUCCAACUGUCAGGCCCCCUCUACCCUCUCUUCCACCCACUGCGCACCGCUUUCCCCACCCUUUUCCCCUUUCCCCAAGCUAACCCCCCGCACCCCGGCCUCUGCCAGGGAGUUCCUUCCCCCUUUGACGCCCUCUUGAGCCAACCCCAGCAACUCACACCGCCACCGCCAGGCAUGCUGCCUCUAGCCAGGGGGGAACUUGCAGCUGACACUGCACGGGAAGGGGUAAGUGAGUUUGUGUGUGAAGGAGCAGCAGAGGCUACAGAGGAUGGGGCAGCAAAGGCUGCACGGGAAGGGGCAAUGGGGGUUGUGGGGGAAGGGGCAGCAGAGGCUGCAGAGGAAAGGGCAGCAGAGGCUGCAAGGGAAGGGGCAGCAGCGGCUGCACGGGAAAGGGCGGCAGGGGCUGCACGGGAAGGGGCGGCAGGGACCGUGACUCUGGCCAGGCAAAGGGCAGAGGCCAUGGAGACAGGUUUUGCAGGAGUAGGGGCCACGGAACCUGCUGCUGUGUCGGCUGGGGGAACCGCAGCAGAGGAGGCUAUAGGGACCGCACCAGCGGGGAAGGGGGUAACGGGGACUGGUGCGAGGGAGAGUGCCGCCCCGGCUGUAGCAAGAGAGGGUACGGCAGGGGCCUCAAAGGCAGAAGGUGAGGCUGCAGCUGAAGCAGCAGGGAGGGCCAUAGCACGGCCAGUAGGGGCGGCAGGGGCCGCAGCAAACUCGGGGAAACACACAGCAGGGCCGGCAGGGCCGGCAGAGACUGCAAAAGGGGCUAGCAGUAAAGCGGCAGCAGGCGGGGUGGGCUUGGGGGACAUAGGGGCAACAGGGGAAGGAGAGGGGAGGGUGGUCCCGACCGGGGUGGGCACUGAAGAGGGGGAUGUGAUAGCGAUAGAGGAGGAUGAGGGAGAGGAUGUGAUGCACAUUGACGGGCCACUGGCCCAAUACCUCACGCUUGACGGUGAGGCCGACCCGGCCCCCCUGCAGCCUCACGUCGAGGUUCCCCCUCUACCCCCCAUGCCCGUCCCCAUGCUAGCAGAAGGACCGAUGGAGGGGCUGGGGGAGACCUUGAGGACAGAGCCGCGCGAGGGAGCCCCCAUCCUCACCUCCCGUCCUCCAGCCCACCAGCCCCCAGGAGCACCACUUCCCCACCCCCACCCUCAGGUCCCGGUAGUGUCCAGGGGGGCAGCCAAGGCCCUGGCCUUCUUGGCGGAGCCGUGCUCCCCGACCCCCACGCUGCUCCAUGGCCAGCCCCCCUCUCCGUCCCCAACGCCUGACCCCACGGUUGCAGGCGGUCCACCGGGAGAGCACGCGGGUGCGACAAGAGCAGAGUCACCCGAGGGCACCCCUUCUCUCACCUCUCACCCCUCCCCGCCCCUUCCCUCACUCCUUCCUUCACCCCCAAGGGCAGCACACCUCUGCCCCCACCCUCAGGGGCUCCUUAGAGCACCACGUGGAGCAGCCAGGGCUCUGGUCUUCCUAGAGGAGCCAUGCUCCCCGACUCCUACCAACACCCAGCCACCCCUUACCGGCCCACUACCCCCUCCUCCACCAGGCCCCCCCCCACCCGGUAGUACACACAUCUCGGAGGUUGAAGCAUCUCUGCGGCCAAAUCCCUCUCCCACACGCUACAGGCACCCAAACCACCCGAGUCGCCGCACAGCCCCAACACGCCCACCCAACAGGCUGCCCUCCCCACACCACCCCCCCCAGGCAGCCGAGACCCACCCGCAAGGGCUUGCGCCCCAGGCUCAUGGGAGCGGCGGCACCCGGGUAGAGGGGCCCACAGGAGAGGCCACCACAGAGCCCACACAAAUCUCUCUCCCCCCACCGUUUGUACCUCGCUCUAACCUCCACACUGGCCCAGCCCCUCGACCCCCACCUCCAACCCCCUCUCCCGGCCGGGUUCCCCACGAGUGGCCCCGUUGGGCAGCCAUCACCCCCCACACACAGCUUGCCCGAUCUGUUCCCACGGAGGGGGAUGUUUCGAGGAGAGUGGGGAUGCACACAGAGCACCCCCUGCCUGGCGAACCACCCAUCCUCCCUCCACCCACCCCUUUGGCCCCACAGCCCCCCCUUCCUUCACAAACAGGCGCGGACAACCAGGUUGGCCGCCGGCGGAAGAACAGGGGCAGAGGAGGCAGAGGGUCAGCCCACGUACUCCCCCCUCCCUCCCUCCCCCACCAAGAGCCCCUCCCCACCUCACAUCCCGUUGAACAAUUACCAGGCCCUACCUCUACAGCCCGUCCACCAAACCUACACUCCCGCCCCGCUCCUGCACCUCCACAGGGCCAUGGGAGCGGACCAGCCCACUCACCCCCAUUCUGCCCCUCCCGUGCUGUGUCCCCCUCCCAGGUGGCGGCGGCCGCGAUCGCUACUGGGAGGGGGGCCGUCGGGUUGAGGGAUGCGCCCAUGGCAGACGCCACCGACUCCCCCUCCCAUCCCUCCCACCCCUUCCAUGUCGACGACCCCCUACCGCAACCCAUGGUGAUUGGGGAGGGCCAAGGGGGCCUUCUAGGGCAGGGUCCACACCCGAGCUCCGCUCAGCCAGCACGCCCCACUCCACCCUCUACCCUGCCAGCCCUCCUACUCUCACCUACAGGCAGGCAGGUCUUCGAGACCCCAGAGGAGGUGAGGGCUGGCAUUUCAGAUUUGCUGGCGAUACACCGCCUGAGCAGCUCUCCGGCUGCCCCCACCCUUCCAGUCCCACAGGACCGGACCCGGACGUAUGCGGAGGUCACCCGGUCUGUCCCUUCUUUUAUCCCCCCCGCCACUCAGCCAGGCGCGUCACUCCCGACCCCAAUGGAGACGGACCGGGGUCUGAGGCCGUGUCACUCGCACCUAGACGGGGUGGCGCCUCCCCCCGUUCAGCCCGUGGCGCAGGAGGUCACCAGCAGUAGGGAUGAGGCAUCCGCCCCUACCGAGACCCCUCCGCCUGGGGUAGCAGAGCCGUCACUUGAACCGCACCCCGCCGAGGGGCAGGAGCACACCACGGCACACACUUCAGGCUCACCUCCACGUCCCCCCUCCCCAGCUUCAACACCGGUGCCGGCACGAGGCCCGGCCCUAUCCUGUGCGACACCACCUCUAUCUUCGCUGACACCCCCCCCGCGCGGGGCUGGUGAGUCGUCUCCUCCCCUCAUCCCAGGCGAUCCUGUCGGAGCUCAGGCCGCCCACGGGGUCCCCUCUACAGCCAGUUCCGACGCCACGGCCCCGAUUGACCCCGCCGACACGGCGACAUCACCCGACCAGGUCGUGAGUUGCCCCACCUGCAGGAGCUCUCUCGCGAACCGACGCGCGCUCCAGCACCACAUUCCCUUCUGCCAUCCUGCGGACGCGGCUCGCAGGGCGCAGGCUGCCCAUGAUACCGCCUCGAUCAUCCCUUCCCUCUCACAGCCCCGUGCGACCGGGAUGCAGUUCACCGACGCACAGUGGCAGACGCUCGACUCGGUGGACUGGACAGAGUACUUCUCGCCCGAGCGUAUCCAUACACGCCCUCUCCGACGUGUCCCGGAGAGGGUCCGCGGAGGAUAUCUUGACGUCCUCAGUGCGAUCCUAGUCCGCAUUGCCCAGGACCCGGAGGCUGCUGGCCCUACCUUCCUCCUCGCUGCAGCGCCGACUCUUUUCCUUGUUCCAGCGACGCCACCCGACCGCUCGCACACGGCUGCCAUUGCAACGCGCAUCUCUCGCUUUGGUCGAGGUGAGUGGGCUGAGCUAGUCUCAGAUGCACUAGGCCGUCGCACACCCCUUCCUCGCCGCACAGGUCACCGGUCACGCACCGCCACCGAUCCCUCUGCAGCAGAUGAGCGCCGCAUUGCACGUUGCCUUCGUCUGGCAGCGUGCAAUGAGACCUCACGGGCGUGCGCGGCUCUCGAGUCCGCGGAGGCAGCCCCAGAUACACAGGGGACGAUACAGCGCCUGCAGUCGAAGCACCCCAACGCGGAGAGGCCGACCCCAGCUUGGCUGUCUGGCUUCCAGGGGUCCCCUCUCGUGCUCUCGAGUCUCCAUUUCCUCCUGGCCGUGUACCAGCAGUGGCUCCGAGGCCGUUGCGCUCCAGCUGCGCGCUCCUUGCUAGCGUCCUCCACCCUCGUGGCUCUGGCGAAGUCGAACAUGGAUGUUCGGCCGAUUGCCAUCGGCGAGGUUUUGGUCCGCAUUCUUUCUCGGGCAGUUUGUCUCCAGCUACGUGACCAGAUGGCGAGGGUCUUCUUGGCAUCACAGCAGUUUGGGGUGGGGGUUACGUGCGGGACAGAGGUCGUAGUUAGAGGCGUCCGCCGCGCUCUGGCUGACCACCCAGACUGGGUGGUCCUGCAGCUAGACGUGGCGAAUGCCUUUAACUCUUUCCACCGAGACAGGAUGUUUCAGGCGCUGCAGGCCAGUCCGGAGUUUCAGUGUCUGAUCCCCUUCAUCGGCCUCUUCUACGGGACGCCCUCGGAUCUCCACUACAGGUCAGGCACGGGAGUGGUCACGAUGCACUCGGAGCGGGGCACUCGCCAGGGAGACCCUCUCAGCCCCUUCUUGUACGCUCUGACACAGCGUCUUGCUUUGGAGCCGGUUCUGGCGGAGGGGGAUGUCCAGCUCUGGUCGUACGCCGAUGACACGUACGUGCUAGGUCCCCCAGACAGGGUGCUGCACCAUUUUGCCGAGAUCGUGAGGCGCUUGGGCGAGAUGGGCCUUGCAGCCCAGCCGCACAAGUGCCUCGUCUACCAGACAGAGUCCUUUCUGUCCAGGGAUCUGGAGGCUUUCACGGGCCUAGGGAUCGAGGUCGCACGCCGAGGGCUCACCGUGACAGGCGUACCGGUAGGCACCGUUUCGUUCGUGGAGCAGAGUCUCCCGGAUCGUCUCGAGAGGAUGGGGCGGGUGCUACCUUGGCUUCCGAGGUUGCGCCAGCCCCAGACAGCUGCCCGCCUUCUUUCGGCGUGUGUCAGCACUCGUCCGCAGUACCUGUCGAGGACCGUCCCUCCUUCGCCCGCAGUGAUCUCCAGUUUUACACGGUGGGACGCACGCCUGGGAGAGACUUUUCAGCAGCUUUUAGCUUCAGGGACCUGGGCUUGUCGCGAGGACGUCCGAGAGGCCGCCCUAGACCAGAUCUUCCUCCCCAUCCGUCUCGGGGGUUUCGGCAUUCGUCGCAUGGCGCGCAUGGCCCCGGUGAGUUUCGUGUGCUCCUGGGUGCAGUGUGCACCCAUUCUCUGUUCUCUCCCUGCGUGUGGCGAGGUGUUUCGGCAGAGCUUCGCUUCAGGUGAGCCAGAGCAGAUCGACCGGGCUCUGCAGACGGCGCUAGAGGGUCUCCCUCCUGACGUUCUCUCUCUCCUUCCCCCCCCUGGCCCUCUUGCGCUUCUGCCUCCCCGAUUCCCUUUUUGCAGGAGCGAGCCGUCUUCUGGAGGCGCAUGCCUUGGAGGCCGUGCGUGCCCGUCACACCUCUCCCUUGCACCUUGCCCGUUUGACUUCCCUUCAGGGCGGAGGUGCAGGAGCGUGGUUGACGUCGGUGCCGUACGCCGACCCACUGCGCAUCCCGGAGGCGCUGUGGCAGGCGGCUUCAUCUUCUCGUCUUGGUCUCCCUAUCCCCAGUUAGCCCUUGCAGGUCAGUGCUCCUGCGGACAGGCGAUUGACGACAUGACGGUGCCUCAUCACGCGGUUCGGUGCCCGCGUUACGGGGUCGCCACUACCAUCCACGACACGGUGAAGUACAUGCUUCGAGACUUUGCGGUCGAGGCGGGCUUCGCGGUAAAGGUGGAGGACUCUACGCUGUUCACACAGUUGGAGGCGGCUCGAGCGAGACUACUGGGACAGCCAGUGGUGGGAGAGGGGACACGGGCUGAGGGACCGGGGGAGCGGAGAGGCGAGGCGGGACAGCCGGGUGGCGGGGGACAGUGGGGACGGCACCAGCUGCGGGGUCAGGUGGAGCGAGGGACAGGUGGGCAGAGGGGACGGCAGGGGGAGCAGACGGGCCAGGACGGGGAGGGGGGACGGCACAGGCAGCAGCAGGAGAGCCAGUGGAGGCCGCGGGCCCAGGGCGCCGCGCCUCCAGGUUCGGCCUCGGGGGCGGGGCAGGGGCGGGAGCAGCAGAGAGCGGACGGAGGUACAGGAGGGGCAGCGGGAUUGGGAGGGGAGGGCCAGGGAGUGAGAGAGGCAGCAGGGGAUGGAGCAGGGGGGGGUCUGAUGGUUCUUGUGGAUGUCUCCAUAGCGGAUCCACAGCGGGAGGGGAACGUGCAGCUGAGACGGGCGACCCCCACACAGAUUGGAGUGGCAGCAGCUAGGCGGGUGCAGGAGAAGCUGCGUCACUGGGGGCCGCACUUAGAGGGGCUGCAGCCGGCACCACACUUUUACGCGUGCGUGGCGGAGACCUUUGGCCUUCUGAGUGAGCCGCUGCGUCAGUUUCUGGGGCUCUGCGCAAAGAGGAUAGCACAGCGGAGGAGGGAUAGAGGUGGGGGGGAUGACGGAUCGGCACGGAUAUUUGAGGCAGGACUCACUACACGCCUCUCCGUUGCACUGCAGCGCGCGCAGGCUCAAUGCAUGAUCCAGCAUGCGGUGCGGCAGUUAGGGAGUCACACCCCCUGCCCCCUCAUGCCAUCCGCUCCCCCCCGCCCCUACCCUCCGCGUGCCCGCUCCCUUGCCGCCUCUUUUGACCCUCCCUGCCCCCUUCGCCGUUUCCCACCGCCCGCCAUUCGCUCCUCCCCGCCCGUGCGCUCCCCUCGUUUACCUUCUCCUCCCCCCCUCCCCUCCUCUGCUGCACGCCUCUUCCUUCCCCUCGCCGACCCACUCCACUCCCUGCCCCUCCUCAAUCCGCACCCUGCCCCUCGUAUCUCGCCCCCCUAUGCUUGGUUUCUCCCCUCCCUGCCCCUCGCCCGCCUUUCUCCGCCCCCCACCUCCCCCCUCUCCCUGCCCCCCCACUCUCCCACCCUUGCCCUUGGCUUCCUACCUCCCUGCCCCACCUUUCCCCCCUCUGUGUGCUCAGCUUCUCCCCUCCCUGCCCCUCCCUCCUCCCCGCCCUGCCCCUCGUUUUCCGCCCCCCCCACGCCCGGUUUCUCCCCUCCCCGCGCCUCCCUUUCUUUCUCCGUGCCUCUCCUCUGCUCCCUCCCUGCCCCGCCUGCCCAUGCCCCUGUCUUUGGCUUCUCCCCUCCCUGCCCCACGUUUCUUCCCUCCCUGCCCACCCCCUCUGCCCCUCCCUUGUUUUCCCCUCACCCAUUGCUUCUCCCCUCCCUGCCCUUGAUUUCCCGCACCCCUGCCCUUGUUUCCUACCAUCCAUGCCCCUCGUUUCCCCCCCUUUGUACGUUCAGCCUCUUCCCUCCCUGCCCCUCCCUUCCUCCCCCCCUGCCCUUUGCUCUCCCCUCGUUACGCUCCCUUCUCCCCAUCCCUGCUGCCCUCUUACCACCAUCAGCCCAUCCCCACCACCAGCCCCCCUCCCACCCUUCUCUCCCCCCCUCCCUUUCCCUCUCUCUCUUUCUCACACACACACACGCACACUCCCCUCCCCCACCCCCCACCCACAUCCUCCCAUUCUGCCCCUCCCUGCCCCUUUCCCACCCCCUCGCACGCCCCUCACCUCCCACCUCCGUGCAACUGGUUUCCCCCCCCUAUGGUGCCUCCCUUGCAUCGCUCGCCCCUCUGCUCACCCUCUUGCCCGCCCCUUUUCCGUGCCCUCAGCUGGCCCAGCCCCUGCCCGUUGCUGCCCCUCCCCUUGCCCCCUCAACUCCCCUGCCCCCCGUACACCCCAGUCCCAUCCAACCGCCCCCACCCUCCCCCGGCUGCCCGUUUCCGCUCUCCACCCCCGCGACCAUGUGCGGCUUCCAACCGCCCAACGGUGGUGCGCACGGGGCGUUUCUUCGCACGGGCAAGCCUCCCCGGGGGCCCCCCACCCCGCUGGGUCGUUGCGUGGCGGGACAGCCGGGGUGGCGGGGGACAGUGGGGACGGCACCAGCUGCGGGGUCAGGUGUGGAGCGAGGGACAGGUGGGCAGAGGGGACGGCAGGGGGAGCAGACAGGCCAGGACAGGGAGGGGGGACGGCACAGGCCGCAGCAUGAGAGCCAAGUGGAGGCCGCGGGCCCAGGGCGCCGCGCCUCCAGGUUCGGCCUGGGGGCGGGGCAGGGGCGGGAGCAGCAGAGAGCGGACGGAGGUACAGGAGGGGCAGCGGGAUUGGGAGGGGAGGGCCAGGGAGUGAGAGAGGCAGCAGGGGAUGGAGCAGGGGGGUCGGGAGGUUUGGGGGAGGGUAGAGAGGGGGAGGGGAGAGGACAGGUGGAUGGAGGAGAGGAGAGGGGCAGAGAGACGAUCGGAGAGGGGGCACCAAGGGACCAGACAGGGCAGCAGCCAGCGCAACAGCAGGGACCAGUCGGACGCACAGGCCGUGUAGGCACCGCCUCCCGCAUUCCAGACCCUCACCUGCCGCGACGUUGGCCAGGGUCUGAUGUCACACCCCCUGCCCCCUCAUGCCAAUCCGCUCCCCCCGCCCCUACCUCUCGCGUGCCCGCUCCCUUGCCGCCUCUUUUGACCCUCCCUGCCCCCCUCGCCGUUUCCCACCGCCCGCCAUUCGCUCCUCCCCGCCCCGUGCGCUCCCCUCGUUUACCUUCUCCUCCCCCCUCCCCUCCUCUGCUGCACGCCUCUUCCUUCCCCUCGCCGACCCACUCCACUCCCUGCCCCUCCUCAAUCCGCACCCUGCCCCUCGUAUCUCGCCCCCCCUAUGCUUGGUUUCUCCCCUCCCUGCCCCUCGCCGCCUUUCUCCGCCCCCCCACCUCCCCCCUCUCCCUGCCCCCCCACUCUCCCACCCUUGCCCUUGGCUUCCUACCUCCCUGCCCCACCUUUCCCCCCUCUGUGUGCUCAGCUUCUCCCCUCCCUGCCCCUCCCUCCUCCCCGCCCUGCCCCUCGUUUUCCGCCCCCACCACGCCCGGUUUCUCCCCUCCCCGCGCCUCCCUUUCUUUCUCCGUGCCUCUCCUCUGCUCCCAUCCCUGCCCCCGCCUGCCCAUGCCCCUGUCUUUGGCUUCUCCCCUCCCUGCCCCACGUUUCUUCCCUCCCUGCCCACCCCCUCUGCCCCUCCCUUGUUUUCCCCUCACCCAUUGCUUCUCCCCUCCCUGCCCUUGA